This is a messenger RNA of Symbiodinium sp. CCMP2456, 792 nucleotides long. The record is from the annotation of a GenBank genome assembly. NCBI's taxonomy places the organism in Eukaryota, Dinophyceae, Suessiales, Symbiodiniaceae.
AUGGCUUUGGUCGAGACUUGGUCGAACAUGAACGCGUUCAGCUUGCACCCGCAAGAGGUGCUGAUGGCACCAGUGAACGAGGAUGCGGUGGAGGUUCUGGCGUACGCCAGCGAGCUUGUGGUGGCUACAGGGCAGAGGCUGCGAGAGGAGCCCGGGUUGAACUGGAAGAAGGUCCUCGAAACAGGCCUUCGAGAGAUGUUUCCCAACCACGAAUCUGUCGGCGCUUCCAGGCGAAACGCACAAGGGCGUGGACAACCUUCCCACUCAUCGUGGACAUGGGUGACGGGAAACAGCGACUAUCUGCCAGAGGAGGCGAUCCUCGUCCUGUUCGCAUCCUCACUCGAAGGUGAUGCGAUUGCGGUCGUUUUCGAUCCAUGGCGCGAUGAGCUGUUCACGGCCAUGAAGCAGCAUGGUGCUGAGCUGAAUGGUAUGCCGCUCUCAGGCCGUCAUCGUUCGGGUCACCUGCGCGAUGUCAUCAUAGGAACAGAGGCCUCGGGCGAUCCGAGGCGGUCGCUGCAAAGCCUCCGCGGUUUGUACUACGCGGGGCCGCCUCGUUCUGCUGGUGUUCGGGUUUUCCCAAGUGCUGCUCUAGGCCUUGCAUGGGUGGCAUGCGGCCGACUGGGCACGUUCGUGGCAGCGCCAGGUGCAGAGCUGGCUGCGGGCCAGCUCCUGGUUGCAGAAAGUGGAGGUGUUCUCCGCACCGACUCGCCAGGUGGAUGGACACUCUCGGCACAAAGUGAGGAACUUCUGUCCGAGCUUCGCUUGAUGCUGAGCGAAGCAAACGCCAUAUAG